AUGCACUUGGUCAAUUUCUUGGGAUCAGUGGCAAUUUCUGAAAAACCUCUACAGCUUGGCCUGUUGUUUGAAUGGUGUGAUGGUGGCACAUUGGCAACCACGAUUGACAGUGCAGAUUACAAGGCAGGAUACACCAGAGAUGGAUACCCAGUUGCUCAGCGAAUUAUUGUGGAGAUAGUCAAUGGAGUUAAGUAUCUCCACGAUCACGGAAUUGUCCACAGACAUUUGAAACCUGAAUCUAUUAUGUUUACUUCAGAGAAAACUGUGAAAAUUGGAGACAUGGCAAUAGCGAGUCGUGUCAAAGAAGUCAUGGAGUCUAAGAUCCAAAGAAUGACAGUCUACCUUGCCCCAGAGGUGAGACAAAAUAAACCGUAUGCUCUCCCUGCUGAUAUGUACAGCAUUGGUCUUAUAAUGUGGGAAAUCUGGAACAAAUUGAGAAUCCCUCAAGAAUACCAACAAAAUGAAACUGUCUACGACAGAGUUCCUCAAGAUUUGCAGCGUGAUCCCGGAUUUAUUGAAGUGAAGGAAGGAAUUCAAAACACUCAAUGGCAACAAUUGGCAAUCAAAUGUUGGGAUUUACUACCCGAAAAGAGACUCACUGCAAAUGAGGCAUACAAAGAACUUGAAAAAAUCAGAAAUGAAUAA
Messenger RNA from Corticium candelabrum, 645 nucleotides. RefSeq lists its product as uncharacterized. The record is from RefSeq and is a predicted model, not a curated record. The transcript is spliced from 2 exons. The coding region runs from base 1 to 645 and encodes 214 amino acids. Gene Ontology annotation, biological process: protein phosphorylation. Lineage: Eukaryota; Metazoa; Porifera; Homoscleromorpha; Homosclerophorida; Plakinidae. Gene Ontology annotation, molecular function: protein kinase activity; ATP binding.